Messenger RNA from Colias croceus (clouded yellow), 7728 nucleotides. RefSeq names its product eukaryotic translation initiation factor 4 gamma 1-like. Gene Ontology annotation, molecular function: protein binding; translation initiation factor activity; mRNA binding. The transcript has 28 exons. Gene Ontology annotation, cellular component: eukaryotic translation initiation factor 4F complex. NCBI's taxonomy places the organism in Eukaryota, Metazoa, Arthropoda, Insecta, Lepidoptera, Pieridae. The record is from RefSeq and is a predicted model, not a curated record. Bases 16 to 5640 code for a protein of 1874 amino acids.
UAUCAUGAAAUUAAGAUGGUAGCGUUAAGAGGUGGGAACAGUUCGUACAGUAGCGUGCCGCACGGCUGCGGCUACCAUGGCGGACAGCAUGCCACCAUCGAGGUGUCGCCGAGCCUGCAGCCCGCGCUCGGCGUGCCGCACGCGCCCGUGGGCCACCUGCUGCCGGGGCCCAACCACGUGGCGCACCUGGGCCACGCUCCGCACGCCGCCCACGCGCCACUCGCUCACGCCAACCACCUGGGCCACGUCCCCCACGGCGCGCACCCCGACCACCUCGCACAGAAGCCCCUGGGCGCCGCCUCGCACACCACCCACGGCAAUCACGCCAAGUCGAUGGGCCUCGGGCACGCCAACCACGCCAGCCACGCCAAUCACGCCAGCCACGCCAAUCACGCCAGCCACGCCAACCACGCCAGCCACGUCAACCACGCUAACCACGCCAACCACCCCAACCACGCUAACCAUGCCAACCACGCCACGCACGGCCAGGCGAGCGGACAGAGCCAUAAUGGGCACGCGAGCAACGGCACGAGCCACGGAGGGCACGCGGCGCACGGCGGGCACGCAGGCCACGCGCUGCACGGGCACGGGCCGCACGGCGCGCAGCUGAGCCACAAGGCCCCGCAGUUCAUGCAGGCGGCGCCCGCCAAGCCCGAGCCCACGUCGCGCCACUCCACCGCCAGCCGCUGCUCGCAGUACAGGCCGUCUCAAUCUAUGCCGAUCCCAGGAGCGGGGGCGGAGUGCUAUCACCCCGCGGGCGCGGCCCCGUACAUGGCGGGCUCCGGGCAGAACCAGGCGAUGAGGACCCAGGCGGCGCCGCAGCCCUCCGCACCACCACCGCCCGAAAUGUCCAAGAAUAACAUGGGCGGGCACAACUACGUGUCGCCACCGAACGCGACGCCGCCAACGAGGCCGCAGUACCCCAACUUCCAGUAUAGGCCGACUGCCCAGCACUCCACCCGGCCUAGCACGCAUGCAAGACAACAGCAGCCGUACAUCCCUGGUGCGGGCGCCGGCGCCGGCGGGCCGGUCAUGUACCACCCCACGCUGCUGUUCCAGCCGGCGCACAUGGCCAUCCCGCAGAGCUACCAGCCGCCGCGCUCCACCGCGCCUGGGUACUACCCCUAUAUGCCCUUCAUCAGCUAUUCAACACCAACGGGUCACACACCGCAAUACUACUACCCGAACGGGCAGAGCGUGGCGGGGGCGGGCGCGGGGCGGGGGAGCGCGCCGCUCGUGCCGCCGGCCACCGCCGCGCCCGCGCUGCCGCACCAACCGGCGCCGCACAUGCCGAUACCUGGUAUCCGACAAGGCCCAGCGAAACGUACGUCCCACAGGCUGCCUAUUAUUAACCCAGUCACUAGACAAGAUAUAUUUACGGAGUUAUAUUCUAAUGAUAGUCAAAAUGUGAGCGGAGAGUCCAGUGAGAGGCAAACGCCGCAACCGGAGAACUCGCAGAGCAUCGUGGAGGAGUUCACCCGGAUGGUGAGCGAAGCCGCCAACCAGCCAACGAACUGCGAGGCCGCUGCCAAAUCGAACUUUGUACCUAAAAGUAACGAAGUGCCUGCUACAACCGCAAGCCCGACGCAACCUCAAGCGAAUGCAAUAAAUUCUAUUAAUAAUAAUAUAGUAAAGUCUGAUAUAUUAAAUGAUAAUAAGAAUAUAGGACCCGAAGCGGAAGUGGAGACGCCGGUCGUGUCGGCGAUCUCCGACAGUCCUGUUAUAGUGCCUAAAAUGACAAACGUUAAACACCAAAAGAGUAGUGAAACUCAGUCUAUAGCCGUAGAUAGUAAAACGCAGAAACCGAAACAAAAGAAACCGAACGUGCCUCAGAAUGAAACUCAAAAGCAAUCAGAAGAAGCGACGCAAGCGGAAGCGCCGGAGCGUACCUCGCCCGCGGGCUCGCCCGCACCCCCCGCCCCGGCCGCCGACCCCGCGCCGGCCCCCGCGCCAGCCCCGGCCCCCGCGCCCUCCCUGGCCCCCGCGCCCUCCCCGGCCCCCGCGCCCGCCCCGGCCCCCGCGCCCGCGCCACAGCCGCAGCGCGUGCGGGAGCCGCGCGAGCGCGCGCGCCCCGAAGAGCCCGCGCGCGAGGCCCCCGGGCCCACGCCCAACGGGCCCACCGCUGUUGUGAUUAGUUCGGCUGAUAGUACACCGGAAUCUAUCAACCCACCAACUAGUCAAAACAGUCAAGUUAACGUAACUGAGACUAAACAAAAGGGAGUUGUAGAAACUCCAACUUUAGAGACUGAGCCUGAAGCCGACGUGAAGGCGGAGGUUGUAGAAAAUAGUGAGACAUUCCCUGAAUCCCAAACUCCUACUGCCACCCAACUGUUGUCGAGUAUUGAGAAGGUUGCCAAAGAGCAAUCACCCCUGCCAGAGCCGCCCACUGAAGAGGAGCAGAGUGCCAGCCAGGCUCAAGCUAAACUCACUCAGAGUAUAGUUAGUGCUGCUCGAAACAAUCCUGAAUUUAAAAUGAAAGAUAUUAAUCUCAAUAAUACAACUCCAGAUCCCGACACUGCCAAUGGAAACACGACUGAAGUAGCCGAAACAGUGAAAGAUGUGAACAAAAAUGAGAAGUCAAUAAAGAAUACAAAGAAUAAUAGUAAGAAAAAUAAAAACGCUAGCACCGAGUCUAGCACUAAGGAAGAAACAUAUGAAAAUGGUAAAGAUGAGACUGACAGAGUUAGUAAUGUAGAGCCUGAGCAAGUGGAGAAGGAUGAGGAGCUCUCGGACAAAGGGGAGGCUCCUGCUGCCGCUCCUUUUGUUCCUAAACACAAGUAUAGUGAUGAUCAAUGGUCCCCAAUGAACCCCGCUGGCAAGAAGACUUACGACAUCAGACUGCUGAUGCAGAUCAAAGAUGAUCCCCUCUGCCGAAAUAAGCCCAACGCGCCCCUGCUUGAAGCUUGCAACAUAUUGAGGACUAUGCAGCUUCAGGACUCCGUGAUGUCGUUCAACCAGAUCUCGAGACCUGUGAACGACUCCCUGUUCCCCAACUUCCUCAAAAACACCAGCUCCAACAUGCGUAGCACGCUCCCGCGUGAUACCAAGAAGGACGGUAGAAAUGCUGUUCCUACUGGUAAAGGAAGCAUGAAAUUGAGUUCUUCGUCCAGCGCCAGCGGCGGGCGGAACAUAUUCAUCUCGUUGCGCGAGGAGGUGAAGCUCAACGAGACCAAGGACGCCUGGAAGCCGGCCAGGCUCAAGAAGGAGAACCUCAGCAAGGACGAGCUGAAGACACAGGAACUGUACAAGAAGUUCCGCGGUAUCCUGAACAAGCUGACGCCGCAGAAGUUCGACACGCUGCUGGAUAAGGUGAAGUCGCUGGAGAUCGACACGCAGACGCGGCUCGAGGGCGUCAUCGAUCUCGUGUUCGAGAAGGCGAUCGACGAGCCCAACUUCUCGGAGGCCUACGCGGCCAUGUGCAACAAGCUGUCCACGCUCAAGGUGCCGGCCGCGAACUCACCGGACCAGUGCGUGAACUUCCGCGCCCUGAUCAUCAGUAGGUGUCAGAACCAGUUCAUCACUGCGAAGGCUGACGAGAACGUGAUGAAGCUGCAGAAGGAGAUCGCCGAGUGCACUGACUCCGCCAAGAAGAAGGAGCUAUCCGCCCAGCUUGAGGAGAUAAACCGGCGCGUGCGCAUGCGUUCCGUCGGCAACGUUAGAUUUAUCGGCGAGCUGUACAAGCUGAAGAUGUUGACCGCGAAGAUCAUGGUGUUCUGUAUGAACCACCUGAUCGAGAAUCUCGAGGAGGAGAAGCUGGAGUGCCUCUGCAAGCUGCUGACCACCAUCGGGCAGCAGGUGGAGAGCGAAGUGAAGGAGCAGCUGGAGCAGAUCUUCAAGAUGAUGCAGGACAUCAUCGCGGACAGGAAGGCGAACAAGAUCAGCAGCCGAGUGCGCUUCAUGAUACAGGACGUGAUCGAGCUGCGCAGGAGGAAGUGGGUCGCCAAGAACGUGAUCGACUCACAGCCCAAGAUGAUGGACCAGAUCCAGAAGGAGGCUGAGCAGCAGCAACGCCAUAUUGAGCUGAUGAACUCGUCGCCGAUGGGCGGCGGCGGCGGCGGCGGGUUCCGGCGCGAGGAGGGCAGCGGCCGCAAGCGCGGCGAGGGCCGGCGCGGACAGGGCGGGAACAACUUCAACGAGACGCCGUGGAAGCCCACGCCGCGCGCCAACUUCACCGUCGACACCAACAAGCUCAAGAUAACCUCGCAGAAGAACCUGAACACCACGAGGCUGGGGCCACCGACCACCGCGUGGAACCAGGGCUCCGGCGCGAAGAACACGUCGUUGGCCAGCAACUCGAGCAUCAGUCUGAACAAGAACAAGUACAGCAUUCUGGAGGUCAUGCAGGCCGAUCCCACCUCCAUCAGAGCAAACAAAGAUUUGUCGCCGGCUGGAUAUCAACACUCGAAAUCGAUCGAGAUGGCCACGUUCAAUUCGCGCGGUGACUUCAACGCGGGCGGGCGGUCCGGGUCGUCGGGCGGCGGGCGCUCGAGGUCGGGCUCGCGCGCGCCGGCCGCCGCGCCGCCGCCGGAGCCAGCGCCCGCGCCGGCGCCGGUCGCGCAGGAGCCGCUGCCGGACGGCGUGCGCAAGCGCGUCAAGCAGAUGGUCGACCUGUGCCUCAUGAACCCCGACGACGACGAGAUGGUCGAGGAGAUCAAGCUGCUGCCGCCGCAGCACCACGCCGCCAUCAUCACUGAGAUGAUCGAGGUGGCGCUCGAGAAGAACGCGAAGGAGAUCACGCAGCUGUCGAAGUCGAUAGUGCACGUGGUGAGCACGGGCACGAUCUCCGCGGAGCUGCUGCUGGCCGGGCUGGCGGACAUAUUCGACGCGGCGCCCGACCUGUACAUCGACGUGCCGAUGCUGUACGACUACCUCGCCAAGUUCCUCGCGCCGCUCAUUGAGAAGAAGCACAUUACCUUCGAGCAAGUGCAUCGAGCGUGCGAGACGAUCAUCUCGUCGAAGCAUGGCCACCUUCUUCUGCGGGCCAUCUUCAAAGAGCUCAAGGAAUCGAUGGGCCCCACCUUCACUAAGACCAAGUGGCAGGAGUCGGGCUUGCAGUUCAAGCAAUGGAUGAAUGAGGAUCAGGUGUCGAAGUGGAUUGAGGACAACCGGCUGCAGUACGUGGAGGGCGGCGAGCCGUGCGGCGGCGAGAGGAUCGUGACGCCCGCCGAGACGCAGGACAAGCUGCUGCAGCUGAUGAACGCGGACGAGAGCUGCGACUGUCUGCGCGGAUGGGUGCAGGACAACAUCGGCGCGUCGAGCGGGUCGGAGUGGUUCCUGCGCGCGCUGACGACGGCCGCGGUGACGCACGCGCUGGGCGGGCGCGCGGGCCCGCUGGCCGGCGAGCGGCUCGGCAAGUACGCGCCGCUCGUCGGCGAGUACGCGGCCGGCCAGCUGCCGCGCGAGGUGGCCUGCCUGCUCGCCGUGCAGCGCCUCGUGCACCGCCUCGAGCACCCGCAAGGGUUAACAUUAGAUAUAUUCCAAUAUUUACACGAGCAGUACAUAAUUUCGGUGGAGGGAUUCAUAGCGUGGGAGCUCUCGGAAAAUGAACCAGAAGGGAAAGCGGUGAUGCUGAAGGCGCUGACGUCGUUCUUCACGAACAUCCGGGAGGCGGACAUCGAGGACUCGUGCAGCGAGGCCUGACGCGGGCGCUUCGCCCUCGAGGCGCUGCCCUUCCUCCACGCGAGCCACCUAUACCACAUCUACAUUCACUAGCUCCGCCCCGGGACGCUCUAGUUCCGCCACCAGACAGCCUACUGCCUUCAGUAUCGACCGAUGUACCCCAAAUGUACCUUAUUUACACUAUAUUAUUACUUGCGUCGAACAUAUUAUAUUUAGUGUUUACUAGGAACGAAUCGAAGAAAUACAGAGCUUUGCGACUUAUAUAUUUAUCUUUAUAUACUAGCUCAUUGUUUAGAUAUAUUCGUGGUUUUAUAUAGUUUUUGUACACGUUAUAGAUUAGUGAGUAACUCGCGACGAGCGGCUUCCAGCGGGGAGCGUCGCGUGCGAGAGCGCUGCUUUACAUGCCAAGUAUCCGCCGGUACUAACACAAAGCGACGCUUCUCUUUGCGACUAUCAAAUUCGAACGAUUUCUUCCAGUACCGCUUUGUUUAUGUGAUAAUACUAAAAAUAACUGUGUUAUUUUUAAAUGUUACAUGCCUUUUAUAAAUUUUAUAUUUAUAAGAAAGUAUAAUAUCCAAAAAUUUGCCGAGUAGCGUUAAAGAAAUUUACAAAGGUAGAGUAGAGAAGGGCGGACUAGGGGUCCCGCGGCGAUUGUUAUACACUUUCAUAGGUUUGGGGCGCUUUCCUACAGAACUAAUGUUGUUGAUCACUUUAUCGCGGAACUGUUCGCGCCGUGGCUCGCCCGCCGACUGUUGUAUCAUAUUCCCUAGCAAUAAUGGUGUUAGUUAUUUAUACAGACUUCUUUGAACACGUACUAGUUCGCAUUAGUGGCGUUCUACUUUGUCGGAUUCGCUAAACCAUAUAUCAAUCACGUAUCUGUCUCAUUUAUACAGUAGCGAAAAUCAUGCGAUAUAUCGAAAGUGAUUUAUUGAUAAAAUUUUGUGGUACUUUGAUUAUAUUGAUAAAUUUUAUAAUUUUAUCGAGCCGGAUUCUAGUCGUGUUUGCGAAUUGACUUUCGUUUAUUCUGUACAUUUGUUGGUAUUUACACGGCCUUCGCCUUAACGCUGUUGACGCCUUGAAAGCAUUCGUUUUACAACAGUAAUUAUUCUAAUGAAAUUUACAAUAUAAUGAAAGUGAGAAAUUUUUAAUUUUAUUUAUAUACACUUAAAAUAGUUAGGCAGGAUUAUCUCUGAAAUAAAGAGAAUAUUUAUAAAAUAUAUAAAUUACAGAACGUUAGGAACAAUAUAAAACAUCAGUCAUUUUAUAUACUGAAUGCCCGAAAGGGAUAAUAAGAUUUUAAAAAUAUUAUAUUAUAUUAUUGCUAUAUUUAAUAUAUUAUAAUGGUAUAUUAUCUGUUUCGAUUUUAGUAAUCGAAAAUAUGAUAAAAUUAAAUAAUGAUAAAAUGUAAAAAAAAAAAUAUAGAUUCAUUUACGUCUUGAAUGUUCGUUAGUACCAUAAUAUUAGUAGUAAUUGAGAAUAUUUUAUUACGAGAGGUUCAUUGCUUUUAUACAUACGUGUAAAAAGAAUGUUAACGGUUGUUUGUAAAGUUGUUUAUCGAGCGUUGACUGCGGCCGCCCGGUGUUGUUGGUCGGUCGCGGCGUGGCACGCGGCCCGUGGCACGCGCCCGUGACACGCGCCCGUGACACGCGCCCGUGGCACGCGCCCGUGGCACGCGCCCGUGACACGCGCCCGUGGCACGCGGCUCGUGGCCCGACCCGGCGGCGCCGCAAAUUGAAACCUUAAUAUAACAUAAGCAAUUAAAUAUCUGUUCAUGAUUUGAAUUGUAUAUAAAGUAUAUCGUAGUGAAAUUGUAUUUUAAUAUUAUGCGAACGUUGCGUUAUUUUUGUAACAUUUUAAUGGUAAAUUCGCGUUACACAGGAUAUUAUACAGCGUGCACUGUUAGAGAUGUAGUUUUAUCUUAUUUUAUUUUUUAUUUUAAUAUUUUAUGAGUUUGAUAAUGUUGACAGCGCUAGUUUUUAUGUCUCAAACCUGGCGAGCGCUCUCGCCUCCCUUCGCAUGUUCAUGCUGGCGCUGAUUUUAUUUUUAUUAUUUAGCUAUUCGUAAUAAUUAAAUGUACGUUAUGUAAAUAAAACUUUUUAUGUCAACUAA